Molecule: messenger RNA, 3226 nt
Organism: Solea senegalensis (Senegalese sole)
Lineage: Eukaryota; Metazoa; Chordata; Actinopteri; Pleuronectiformes; Soleidae
Gene: mccc1
Product: methylcrotonyl-CoA carboxylase subunit
Exons: 19
Coding region: 130-2283 (717 amino acids)
Cellular component (GO): mitochondrion
Molecular function (GO): ATP binding; methylcrotonoyl-CoA carboxylase activity; metal ion binding
Source: RefSeq, a predicted model, not a curated record
CGGCAGUUAAAUCAAACUGCGUAAUUUUAAAAGAGUUUAAAAGAGCUCUAUUAGCACUUCGCCUUUUCCACCUCCUGCGGCUGUUGAUCAGUCAGUCAGUUAACAUAGCGGAGCUAGCAGCCGUUAGCUAUGGCUGCAGUUAUCUUGAGUUUCCCCACUCUGCAGGGUCUGCGGGCCUUUACACAAAAACUGUCAUGGACCAAAACAGGCGUGAGGCAUGUGUCAGGAGGUGUGAAAAGAAUAGAGAAAGUGUUAAUUGCCAAUCGAGGGGAGAUUGCAUGUCGUGUGAUGCGUACAGCAAAGAAGAUGGGCGUCCGUUCUGUGGCAGUGUACAGUGACGCAGACAGACACUCCAUGCACGUGGCCAUGGCAGAUGAAGCCUACCAUAUUGGACCUCCACCAUCCCAAGAGAGUUACCUCUCCAUGGAGAAAGUUUUGGAAGUGGCCAAGAAGUCUGGAUCACAUGCGGUCCACCCUGGUUAUGGCUUUCUAUCAGAAAACACAGAGUUUGCUGAGGCGUGCAAACAUGAAGGCAUCAUCUUCAUUGGACCACCUUCCGCUGCCAUUCGAGACAUGGGCAUUAAGAGCACAUCAAAACACAUCAUGUCAGAUGCUGGAGUGCCAAUCGUCGGUGGUUAUCACGGAGAAGACCAGUCAGAUGAAAGGCUAUACGCAGAAGCUCAUCAGAUCGGAUACCCUGUGAUGAUUAAAGCAGUGCGAGGAGGAGGCGGGAAGGGGAUGCGUAUUGCACACUCAGAGUCAGAAUUCUUAGAGCAGUUGUCGUCGGCGAGACGAGAGGCCAGAAAAUCCUUCAAUGAUGACGUCAUGCUGAUUGAGAAGUUUGUGGAGGACCCCAGACAUGUAGAGGUUCAGGUCUUUGGAGACAUGCACGGUAACGUUGUCUAUCUGUUUGAGAGGGACUGCAGUGUGCAAAGGAGGCAUCAGAAAAUCAUAGAGGAAGCACCCGGGCCUGGUAUUAGUCCAGAGGUUCGGGCGAAACUUGGAGAAGCAGCAGUUAAAGCAGCCAAGGCUGUGAAAUACGUAGGUGCAGGUACGGUUGAGUUUAUAAUGGAUGCCCAGCACAACUUCUACUUCAUGGAGAUGAACACGAGGCUGCAGGUGGAGCAUCCUGUCUCUGAAAUGAUCACUGGAACUGACCUGGUGGAGUGGCAGCUCAGGGUGGCAGCAGGGGAGCGUCUGCCUCUCCUUCAGGAUGACAUCAUCCUAAGGGGGCACUCUUUUGAGGCUCGCAUCUACGCAGAGGACCCAAACAAUGAUUUCCUUCCAGGGGCGGGGCCACUGCUGCAUCUCUCCACGCCUCCUCCAGAUCAACACACUCGCAUAGAGACUGGAGUCAGGGAAGGGGAUGAGGUGUCGGCACAUUAUGACCCAAUGAUCGCCAAGCUUGUGGUGUGGGGAAAGGACCGAUCGGCUGCCCUGAAGAAGUUGCGUUACUGCUUACGGCAGUAUAAUAUCGUCGGACUGAAUACCAACAUAGAGUUUCUGCUGAAUCUUUCGGGCCACCGGGAGUUUGAGGCUGGGAAUGUGUCCACCAGCUUCAUCCCUCAGUACCACACUCACUUAUUCCCCGCUCCCACACCUCCGUGCGGGAUGACAAUCUGCCAGGCGGCCCUGGGCCUGGUGCUGCAGGAGAGGAAACACACACAGGAGUUCACACAAGCCUCCGCUGAUCCUUUCUCCCCAUUUGGCGGCAGCAGUGGCUGGAGAAGCAACAUUGAGUUUAACAGAAGUAUGAAGCUGCAAGUGGGAGACAAAAAAGUUGAUGUGUUGAUCAAGUAUAACAAAGAUGGAAGCUACAGUAUGCAGAUUGGUGAGGAGGCAUACCACGUGACUGGGGAGGUAGAGGUCGAGGGUGGAGCUUCGUAUCUCCACUGCUCUGUCAAUGGAGUGCUGUCGCGUCCCAAACUAGUGAUCCUGGACAACACCGUCCACCUGUUCUCUGCUGAGGGAAGCUCUCAGGUGUCUGUGCCAGUGCCCAAGUAUCUGGCUGGUGUGAGUGGCUCUGGAGCUCAGGGUGGAGCAGUGGCCCCCAUGACUGGAACCAUAGAGAAGGUGCUGGUGAAGGUUGGAGAUAAAGUGGCUGUAGGAGAUCCACUGAUGGUCAUGAUCGCCAUGAAGAUGGAGCACACAAUCCGGGCGCCAAAGUCCGGUGUGAUUAAGAAGGUUUUCUUUAGUGAGGGCUCUCAGGCCAAUCGCCACGCUCCUCUGGUGGAGCUGGAGGAGGAGGUGGAGGUGGAGGAGAAGGUGGACGGUGGCCAGUGAAUUCAUCGAAACACAAAAACACACUAACACACACACACACACAGGUGAGUGUGAAGGAGCCGGGGCUAGGUACUGUGACAUGUGCAGCAUCCAGCAGCACAUGCACUCUUUGUUACAAUACAAGUCAGUCUGGUUUAAGCUGCUACCCAGGACGCACUGGGUGAAGGUCAAAGCUUGAGUCUGUGUUGAUUUUAUUGUUUUCUUUUUCCUGUUUUCAGUCUAAUUUGCUGACGUUUGUUUGGUUUGUUUUUUGCUUUUGUUUCCCUGUCUCUUCUCUCUGCGUUGGUUUCUGUUUGCUGGUGAUUUUGAUCUUUUUAUUUUUUUUGUUUCACUCUGAUGCAGUGAUUUAGUGCAGGUGACAUAGAUUACUGCCUGAGACUAACGUUGUUCUUUGUGCCUUCACCAUGUCCGAUAUCAGAGUGAAACUGUCGUUUACUGAUAACUAUGGGAAAUAGAUUUCAAUGUGACUGGUUUGUGUCUGAAAAAAUGACCGUGAUUUACUGUCAGUGCUUCCUCCCAUGUUCAUUUUCCUAUAUCAUGUACUGAUAAACUGAAGGAUUAUACUCCUCCUGACAUAGAUGCUGUGGAUAGUAAUUAUGAAAUAUUUUUUUAUCAUCGACAGAUUUACCGUGGCGUUCAUUAGCGUUCACACAUUCUAUUGUCCCAGAAAUGACUUGGCCCAAACUGUAACAUUUUGGUCCUUCAAAAUAAAAGCAAGGGUUUAGCUUUUGGCACAGAGGAGAAAAGCCAGAUUAAAAACACUCCCGACUGAUUCUGAUCACACUCACAGCUCAGAAUAUCGCUGACAGAUAUUUGUCUUGUCUGUUAAUCUUUAUUUGAUCAAUUCACUUGACUGACUAUGCGGCGAGGCCUUGUAAACGACUAAUGUCUAUAUAAACAAAUUAUUUUGUAGAUAUUUGACUGAUGAUUUCUUUCUUUUUUU